This is a messenger RNA of Miscanthus lutarioriparius, 390 nucleotides long. The record is from the annotation of a GenBank genome assembly. Lineage: Eukaryota; Viridiplantae; Streptophyta; Magnoliopsida; Poales; Poaceae.
AUGGGGCGGCUGUUCCUGAUGCGCCUGGACGGCAAUGUCUACAGCUGCAAGCACUGCAAGACCCACCUCGGCGUUGCCGGCGACAUCAUCUCCAAGGCCUUCCACUGCAAGCACGGGAAGGCGUACCUCUUCCAUAAGGUUGUCAAUGUGACUUCUGGAGUAAAAGAAGAUCGCAUGAUGAUCACAGGAAUGCAUACUGUUUCUGAUAUCUUCUGUGUUGGCUGUGGAUCCAUCGUUGGAUGGAAAUAUGAGGCUGCACAUGAGAAGAGCCAGAGAUACAAGGAAGGAAAGUUUAUUCUGGAGAGGUACAAGGUGUCGGGCCCUGAUGGAAGCCAAUACUGGAUUGCACCAGAUGUUAACUUGGACGGAAGCGACGCCGAUGAUGUAUGA